Molecule: messenger RNA, 310 nt
Organism: Laccaria bicolor S238N-H82
Lineage: Eukaryota; Fungi; Basidiomycota; Agaricomycetes; Agaricales; Hydnangiaceae
Exons: 1
Coding region: 1-261 (86 amino acids)
Source: RefSeq, a predicted model, not a curated record
AUGUUUGACACAACCUCGCAUUUGCCCAUACCACUUGGAGCCUUGCCACCCACGUCCUGGAACAUAUUUUAUGAAAUAGCAUCCCCCCUCCAUUCAACAUUGGCAUUACAGUGUUAUAUAUUUUUUCCACGACAUCCAAUACUCGCAUAUUUACCGCACGCAUCGCCUACAUCCAUACAUUGUUCUCAUUUCGUUUUCAUCACCACCAUUUUAGGAAAAUUCACUAGCUAUCAUACACGAUCAUUCGCACCCCCACUGUAACCACACUCGGGUUGAUCAAAACCCUGCAAUACAAAAUACCGAUCGACCU